Messenger RNA from Exophiala oligosperma, 1473 nucleotides. RefSeq lists its product as uncharacterized. Gene Ontology annotation, molecular function: ATP hydrolysis activity; ATP binding; ATPase-coupled intramembrane lipid carrier activity. The record is from RefSeq and is a predicted model, not a curated record. The transcript has a single exon. Lineage: Eukaryota; Fungi; Ascomycota; Eurotiomycetes; Chaetothyriales; Herpotrichiellaceae. Bases 1 to 1473 code for a protein of 490 amino acids. Gene Ontology annotation, biological process: post-Golgi vesicle-mediated transport; intracellular protein transport; phospholipid translocation. Gene Ontology annotation, cellular component: plasma membrane.
AUGGCUAGCGGCUUCGCUGAAAUUGACGGUGAGAGAACGGCACAUUCAGUCUUGGUAGUCGAUGGCCAGACUCUCACCAUCAUCGAGGCUGAUCGAGCUUCAAUGGCGCUCUUCGCGGAUCUGGCCAUUCGUGCAGACUCUGUCAUUUGUUGUCGAGCCUCUCCUAGUCAGAAAGCGUCACUAGUCAAGACCAUCAGGACCAAAGUCAAGGGCUCGGUAACUCUCGCCAUUGGGGAUGGUGCCAACGACAUCGCGAUGAUUCAGGAAGCGCAUCUCGGAAUUGGCAUUGCUGGCAAGGAAGGCUUGCAAGCUGCAAAGACGUCCGAUUACUCAAUUGCCCAGUUUCGCUUCCUGCUCAAGCUUGUUUUGGUCCAUGGAAGGUGGAACUACAUUCGCAUCUGCAAAUAUGUUCUUGGCACUUUCUGGAAGGAAAUGUUAUUCUACCUGAUCCAAGCCGUCUACCAGCGAUGGAAUGGAUAUACUGGGACCAGUCUGUACGAGCCUUGGAGUUUGUCCAUGUUCAAUACGCUGUUCACCAGUCUUCCGGUCAUCUUCAUGGGUGUGUUCGAGAAGGAUCUCGCUGCGUCGACGCUUUUAGCAGUCCCCGAGCUGUACAACAUCGGCCAAAGAAACAGAGGCUUUAAUCUCAAGCUAUACGUGUGGUGGGCAGGCCUCGCCGCUUGUGAGGCCGUCAUUGUCUAUUUCAUCGUGUAUGGCAUAUAUGGUAUGGCGAUCUUUACGCGAGAUCAAGGACUGUACGCCAUGGGUUCGAUCGCGUUUAGCGGGUGUGUGGUCAUAAUCUCACUCAAGCUGCAAUUUAUCGAGUUGCACAACAAGUCGGCGGCGGCAGCCCUCGCCAUCUUCUUGUCGGUGGGUGGUUGGUGGCUCUGGAAUCUUAUCUUGGGAGUAAUUUAUCCUCAAGAUGUGAUUUACAGCGUCAACCACGGAUUCCUAAACCGCUUUGGCCGGAACCUUUUGUGGUGGCUUACGUUGUUGCUCGUCAUCCUGUCGAUUUGUCUCUUGGAGAUCAUCAUCAAGACCAUUAAAGUGGCCAUCUGGCCCAGUGACGUCGACACAUUCCAAAGGCUCGAACAGGAUCGAGAGGUCCGGAAGCGUUUCGAGGAAGCCGCCGCGGAUCUCCUCCAACAGGGCUGGGAUCGAGGCACGAAAAAGUCCAGCCUGGAAUUGGCCCGGGACGAAGCCGAACAAGCGGAAAGAGAGGCCCAAGUGCAGGCGCUGUUGGACCGACCACGUGAUAUGAACCGGAGGAAACCAUUCGUCAGGGAAGUCUCGAGUACGAGUACGACGCAGGUGGUGGUGAAGAGUGGUGGCAACCAGGUUCUGCAGAAAGGGGCAGAAGGAGGUGGAGGGCGGGAGAUGGAAGAAACUCCACGCAAGUCGUUGGACAUUGGAGAACUUUUUAGCAAAGGAUUCGGCACUGUGCGCAAAGGGACGAUGCAGGAAUUACGAUAA